CCUCGGUUGCUGCGGGAUAAGAGCGCGAGGGACGAGAGGCGCCGCUGCAGUGCAGGCGGCAGCAUCACGCGGUGCUGGUGCUGCUGCUGGUGGUGGUGCUGGUGGUGGUGCUGGUGGUGGUGCUGCUGGUGGUGCUGCUGGUGGUGCUGGUGGUGCUGCAGAAGGAUGAGGAGUGCUCUCACGUAGACCUCGCGCAAAGACAGCAGCAGCAGCACAGCACCAACAACGCUCUCUCAUUUGCAAGCAUCUUCAUAUCUACACGCUCAGCCUCUGUAGGGGUCAUAGACCGUGAAGAAAGCCGGCGACACCAGAGGCGAGGGACAUACCCCGAGGAGCUGGGGACAGACAACAAAACGAACAAAAGCCAACACAGCAGCCAUCCUGCCCAAGGGCGGUGGGGGAGGGGAAGACACACACGUAAUUAGCACAAAUCAGCGGCUGCUUUCAAUCCUCUCUCACUCCGGGACUGAUGGGAGGGACCUUGCAGGGGGAGUAGACCCUCGCGCUGAGAUGGAUCAAUAAGAUGUGAGGACGUUCCUCCGACAACACAUCGCACGGGCCCAUGUCCUUCACGAGCCACGAGCUGCGGCCGGCGUUGGCCCUGGGUGCAGGUCCACCAACUCCGCCGCGCGUCGUCCUUGAGAGGUCUUCUUCUCCUGCUGCUGCUGCCCCAUGCGGGCGCGUGGCUCGGGGUGGAGGAGGGCCGCCGUCUCGACACUGAAAGUGGCCUCACCAUGGUGUGUCUGGAGACGGCGAUGGCCAGCGGAGCGAUGGUGUGCAAACCCGACUGCUGCAUCAAAGUUGAGACGCCACAGCGGGGCCAGCCCAAGCGGCGGCUGGGCGUGGCCUCCAAGGUGCGAGUGAUGGGUGUGGCGGCGGCCGCGGCGGCCGCGACCACGACGGAGGAGCAGGAGAUGGGGGCGCGGCGCAGGAUGAAGUGGAAGACGCUGCUGGGCAUCUUCGUGCUGGUGCUGGGCUACCUGGUGCUGGGCGGCGCUGUGUUCCGGGCCCUGGAGCAGGGCAACGAGAGCGCCCAGCGGGACGCCAUCACCGCGCACAAGGCGACCUUCCUGGUGCGCCACCCGUGCGUGCCGCCCGACGAGCUGGAGAAGCUCAUACAGAAUGUGGCGGCUGCCCUCAGUGCCGGUGUGAACCCCUCGGGUAACGCCACGAGCCAGAACAGCCACUGGGACCUGGGGAGUGCCUUCUUCUUCGCCGGCACAGUCAUCACCACCAUUGGGUUCGGGAACAUUGCUCCCAGCACCAAGGGCGGCCGCAUAUUCUGCGUCGUGUACGCUCUGCUCGGGAUCCCCCUCUUCGGCUUCCUGCUGGCUGGCGUGGGCGACCAGCUGGGAACCAUAUUUGGCAAGAGUGUGGCCAACAUGGAGAAGAACAACACGCACAAGCACCUGAGCCAGACCAAGUUCCGCGUCAUAUCAACGGUGCUAUUUCUGCUGGCCGGCUGCCUCUUCUUCGUGGUCAUCCCCACCGUGAUCUUCAUGCACGUGGAGGGCUGGACGACACUCGAAGCCAUUUACUUUGUGGUGGUCACCCUCACCACCAUCGGCUUUGGGGACUACGUGGCGGGUGGGAACUUGCAGAUGCAGUACAAGGAGUGGUACAAGCCGCUCGUCUGGUUCUGGAUCCUCGUUGGCCUGGCCUACUUCGCCGCCAUCCUCAGCAUGAUUGGGGACUGGCUGCGUGUGCUCUCCCGCAAGACCAAAGAGGAGGUGGGGGAGAUCCGGGCGCAGGCCGCCGAGUGGAAGGCCAACGUGACGGCCGAGCUGAAGGUGACGCGGCGGCGCCUGAGCGUGGAGAUCCACGACAAGCUGCAGCGUGCCGCCUCCAUCCGCAACCUGGAGCGGCGGCACCGGCUGGGCCCGCACGAGCCUCGCCGCCACUCCAUGGACGUGCUGACGGCCGAGCGACGCACGCCCUCGCGCGCGUCCUUCCUGGCGCUCGCCAACAAGGCUGAAUCCGUCGACCGGAUCGUACCUCCCUCGGAGCUACAGAAUGGCGAGGUGCUGCAUAAGCCGGCGUCGGGAGAGUCGGUUAACUUCGCCGAGAGCUGCAACGCAGGAGGGAGCGGAGGCAGCAUGGGCAGCGGCGACAUGAAGCCGUACAGCAUCAGGUCGGCGUUCUCACGACGCAGCGAUCACCGCGGCAUCCUGAAGCAUACCCGGUGGCAACUGCAGCAGCAGCAGCAACACCAGCAGCAGCAGCAGCUGCAGCAACAGCAGCAACACCAGCAGCAGCAACAGCAGCAGCAGCAGCAGAGGAAUCAGCAGCAGCAAAGUCAGCGUAAUGUGGACAACAGUUUAGAGAGGGAGAGCGAUAGUCAGCAACAGCUGGAGAAACAGCCGACGCCAGACACUGCGCAUGGAUCCUGCGACAGCUUUGGGAUUGGAAACAGCCAGGCCCAUGCUGAUGCUGUCAACCAGGGAUGAUGAAGCCACACGUGCAUUUGGACAACAACAAAAUCAAAACGAUACAAUGGAAGCAUUGAGGAUUGUGACACCCAGCUUUGACGACUUGCUUGAGGCUAAAAAACAAUUGUGGUGGCUUCUUGAAGCGAUGACGAUGACCAAACUGCAAAUCGUAAAAUGUGCCCGGAAAGUGCAAAUGAGAAGAAUAGAAACGUUUAGUUGCAAGGGUGGCAUGUUAUCUUGCCAAAGCAUCGUUUAAAUCGGGAACGUAUGUUCCACUGAAGACUCAUCAAAUUGAAUACAUUUGAUUUUUUUUUCAAACGCCUCCUAACGCGAAUAAAAAUGCCGCUAUGCACAAUGGCAAAAACCCUGAAGAGUUUUAAAUAGGUAGACAAGCGAGGACUUUGCUAAUACCUACACCGAAUGGUGAAUGGGAGAAAAUUUGCCAAAAUACUAUGAUACAUUUUUAAAUAAAUAAUAUGAAAUGAGCAUGUCAGCAUUGUGCCUCCAUGCUGCGUACGAGGUCAACUGUUUGUCUUCAGUUAUGAAAAUGUGUCGUGUCGUUAUCUGGACAACUGGAAUAUGUUGUAAUCCAUUAUUCAAAUAUAUGUUGAACAAAUAUUGUGCCUGCUUACAAAACAAUGAGAUUUAAACAUGUAUGUCAAAAAUAUACUUAUUUUAUUAUAAACCCCUGUGUCAAUAAAUAAUCGUGAACCAAAUCAAAUGUAGGCUGCCUCUGAGCUCCUUACUGGGCCUCAUGGAAGGGAGCGGAGUAGCCCUGCAACCGCACUCCGUGCCACUGCUGGUGUGGGGCAUCCGCCAGAGGCAACGCUUGGGACUCGCCGCUCCCCCAGUGUAUUUUGCCUACUCUUCCAUGCAUCGCAAGCGUCUUGGGAGAGGUGAGAGUAACCGCACUUUACCCCACUACACGCGACCAGCCGAUGGACUGUGGUGAACCCAUUUACACUGCUGCUGGGGCCGGGGGGAGGAGUUGUUUCUGAAACGUACUCAUUGGUGUGCUGGAAAAGAGGCAUUUCAGAAGGAAAACGUUAAACAUUGACGUCCUUUGCUUCGUAAUAUGAAGCAGAGCAGAACACACAUACUCUUUGGUUCUUUCGGUAAAGUCA
Messenger RNA from Lethenteron reissneri (Far Eastern brook lamprey), 3553 nucleotides. Its product is annotated as potassium channel subfamily K member 2-like. Lineage: Eukaryota; Metazoa; Chordata; Hyperoartia; Petromyzontiformes; Petromyzontidae. Gene Ontology annotation, biological process: stabilization of membrane potential; potassium ion transmembrane transport. The record is from RefSeq and is a predicted model, not a curated record. Gene Ontology annotation, cellular component: plasma membrane. Gene Ontology annotation, molecular function: potassium ion leak channel activity; outward rectifier potassium channel activity.